Messenger RNA from Zophobas morio, 1382 nucleotides. RefSeq names its product N-lysine methyltransferase KMT5A-B-like. Gene Ontology annotation, biological process: regulation of DNA damage response, signal transduction by p53 class mediator; regulation of transcription by RNA polymerase II. Gene Ontology annotation, cellular component: polytene chromosome; nucleus. Bases 175 to 1335 code for a protein of 386 amino acids. Gene Ontology annotation, molecular function: histone H4K20 methyltransferase activity; protein binding; transcription regulator activity. The record is from RefSeq and is a predicted model, not a curated record. Lineage: Eukaryota; Metazoa; Arthropoda; Insecta; Coleoptera; Tenebrionidae. The transcript is spliced from 9 exons.
UUCAUUAUUCUUUAAACUCCGUUCUUAAUAAUAAUAUUGAAUUAAGCUUAUCUUACGGUGCAUCAGUCCUCUGAGGCCUGUGCAGUAUCCUUUAACCUAUAAGCUUUCUGUUAGUAUUUCGGACUUAACUUAUAUUUAUUUAUUUAUAUAGGCAAUAUUCUACCAACUAAAGCUAUGUCCAAAACUGUCGACUUCUGUAAUACAAAAAGUCUAAGAGAAAAAAUUCAAGAUAACACGAAAAUAAAGCAGACAGCCAUAGAUCUGGCUAUGAUGGAUAAAAUGCAAGUACUUAAGCCCCUAAAGAACACUUUGUUUAAUAAUAAAUAUUUGGUACCACAAAAAACGUCUAGAGGAUCUUUAAAAAGCAAUGGCGAAUCUAAAAUUAGAGAUAAUAAGUCUUCAGAUCCUCAUAAAGUUAAAACCUUUUUACCUUCCCUUAACAAUGAUUUUUCAAAGUUAGACCUUUUUGAUGUGACCAAUAAAAAGAAGCAAAAGAAACAAUCCAAGCCAGUUACACCGACCAACACUACCUCAUCUUAUAGGGCUCAGUCGCGGAGUCACAAAGUGACCAGCGGCAGCUCGUUAAAAGCUACGUUAAAAUUUAAAAAACACACAUCGCUCACUCCUCCUUCCACUCCAGACAAGCAGAAAGCGGAGAAUCUCAAGAAAAGUCAACUUAACAUCUAUUUCACCCCCACAAAACUUUCUCAGAGAAAACAAAGUAGAAAAGAGAGAUUAAAGUAUAAAGAAAAGAAAACUAUCGAAAGAGGGAAAGGAAAAUAUAGCCAGAAGGAGCUUUCCUACUACUUCCCGGCUCGAAAGAGUAAUAGGGUUUCUUCCAACCAAAGGAAGAAAGAAAAUGAGGAACAGUUACAGAAAAUUAUACUAGGCAGUGUUGAAUAUGAUCUUGAAGUUAGCGAUGAGGGUGAUAAAGGUAAAGGUGUUAGGACAUUAAGAGAGUUCUCGAAGGGCGAUUUCAUAUGUGAAUACUCAGGGGAAUUAAUUGGCAAAAAGGAAGCAGAUCUGCGGGAAGUAAAAUACGGCAAAGAUCCUGAGUGCGGAUGUUACAUGUACUACUUUAAGUUUAAAGAGAAUGUCCACUGCGUUGACGCCACUUUAACAGGACGAAUCGGAAGAUUUAUUAAUCACAGCGCAAAAGCAGCACUUUUUAUUUUAUCUGCAGCUAACCUUGUUACCAAGGCCAUGGAGGUCAGCGGCGUGCCUCGUCUCUUUUUUUUUGCGAAAAGGCAUAUAUUAAAAGGAGAAGAGCUUCUCUACGACUACGGAGACAGGAGCAAGUUGUCGUUAAAGAACCAUCCUUGGCUGAGGCGAUAAUCAUAAUUUUUAAGAAUAGCUACUUACAUUCUCAAAAGCAACUGUUA